Messenger RNA from Symbiodinium sp. CCMP2456, 1647 nucleotides. The record is from the annotation of a GenBank genome assembly. NCBI's taxonomy places the organism in Eukaryota, Dinophyceae, Suessiales, Symbiodiniaceae.
AUGGAUGUCUUGAAAUCCUUUCCCUGCAGUGCACUAGAUGAUGAGAUUUCAAAAGAAGAUGAUGCCGCCAGUCAGGCCGCGAGUCUCAGGCUUGCCCAGGCCUUGCAAGCCGAGGAGGAUGAGCAGGUCAUCGGUCGGGACCUGGAGGCUGAGCUACUAGCAGAGCAGCUUAGCUUGGAGGAGCUGCUGCUCCAGGCUGAGGAAGGGGAGCUGCAAAGGCUUCUAGCUCAAGAGGAGGCUGAUUUGUUGCAGGCUAGGAUGGCGUCCUUGGAAUCUAGGACAGAGUGUAUUGGAGAGCUCAUGCCGCCGCCAAGUGUUCGCAAGGGCGGAGCACGCAGUGACAGUGACUCUGGGGCUGGCAGCAGCAAGGACCAUCUACUACAGAAGCUGCCAGCAAUUAGCACAAAGAGGACUCUGGAGCCUGAGCUUGAUGCUUGCAAGGAACCUGUUGAAAAGGUCAAGCGGCCAUGCAUUAUGCACGAGGCUGAGCAAAAGCAGCCCCAGCGGGCUGCCGAUGUUCAUUCAAACCCCGGCUUGGAUAAUGUGGACACCCUGCCGAUGGACUUCGACUAUGAUGGCCUUGCUGCUGUCGGAGGCAGUGUGCCAGAAGCCACGGUCCAGGACCUUGGCAAAGGACAGGGUCCGGGUGCAGAGCUUGAACAGAAAGAGUGUGAGCCGACGGUGUCGGUUUCUGUCGGUGGAGUGCUUCAAGAUGACAUGUCCGACCGUGAUGAUGCUGUCAGUCUCAGUAUUCGUGAUGGGACCGUGCACUACACCGAUGAUGUGUUACAGAAGCAUGCCAUGGAAGUGAUCGGUUUAAUUGUCAUGAUAUUUGGGUACUUAGCUGAGGCAGUGAAAGACGAGCUACCGGAAUGCCCCGACACAUCGGACUUCAAGCCCAUGUCUCCAAGCGAGCAAACGAAGCUUAUUGGUGCUGCAGCGCCAAAGAAGAAGACCAAGCGCAAUCAGUGUGAGGAAACGACUGAAGCCCCUAUUGACGAAGCACUUGCUGAGGAACCAACAUCUCGCCGAGGCCGUGGUCGAGGCCGUGGCCGUGGUAAGGACUUGGCCUCGAGCAGGGGUCGUGGGGGAAGGGGCAAAGGGCGGGGUCGAGGGUGCAAAGCAAAGGAGGAGGCCCCACCCAGCCCCCCACGCACCGAGCCCGAUGACAGCCAACCCGAAGACGCCGAUGAACACAAAGAUGCAACAACGGAGGAGGAGGAUGAGGAGAUCCCCGAAACCAAGGGUAAAGGAGGUCCGAGAGCAAAGAACGACAAAGCUGCAGUGGAGCCAGCAAAGAAGCCUAAACAGGCAAAGGCUAAGGCGAAGGCCAAAGCAAAGGCCAAGGCUAAAGCAAAAAACAAAGCUGCUAGCACCAAGGAUGCUGCCAAGCCCGAGCCGAAAGCAAAGAAUUGUGCAAAGCCGAAACCAAAGGCAAAGGAGGAUCCAAAGGUGACAGCAAAGGCCGGGCCAACCAAGCGGCCACAGGGUUCUGCCUCUAAGGACAAGGCAGCCAUUGCCAAGCUUGAUGAGACCAAGGCGAAAAAAUCAAGGAAAUCUGUGGCCUACCACAAAGCACUGAACCAGGCUAAAAGUGAAGGCCAACCGCUUGAAGCCUGCAAGGAAGCUGCCAAAGCUGUGUCUUGA